CGCUGGUUUUUUGCUUUCGAUUGACUGCACGCCCGAAAAAAUUCAGAAGAGCAGCGUGCUAGAUUGCUCGACAAUGUCGGGUGAUCACAAAACAGUCAUCAAAGGCAACCCUUCGCAGUAUGUGAAGCUCAACAUAGGCGGAUCACUGCAUUACACCACGAUUGGCACCCUCACCAAACAUGAUACUAUGUUGAGAGCGAUGUUCAGCGGCCGGAUGGAAGUUCUCACGGAUUCGGAAGGCUGGAUUUUGAUUGAUCGAUGUGGAAAACACUUUGGCACAAUCCUCAAUUAUCUGAGAGAUGGCAGCGUCCCACUCCCAGACAACUGCAAAGAAGUUGCCGAGCUUUUGGCGGAGGUCAAGUACUACUGCAUCGCUGAUCUCAUCGAGUCAUGCGAACUCGCCCUAAUGAAACGAGAGCGCGAGGCUGAGCCCAUUUGCAGGGUGCCGCUGAUUACCUCUCAAAAAGAGGAGCAGUUGCUGAUCAACUCAACUGCUAAACCUAUUGUGAAACUCUUGAUAAACCGCCACAACAACAAGUACUCCUACACAAGCACAUCUGAUGACAACCUGUUGAAAAACAUUGAGCUCUUUGACAAGCUGUCUUUGAGAUUCAGUGGCCGAGUUCUGUUCAUCAAAGAUGUCAUCGGUUCAACUGAAAUUUGCUGCUGGGGGUUUUACGGACAUGGCAAGAAAGUUGCUGAAGUUUGCUGCACCUCCAUAGUGUAUGCCACGGACCGAAAACACACAAAAGUUGAAUUCCCGGAGGCAAGGAUAUACGAGGAGACUUUGAAUAUUUUACUGUACGAGAAUCGCACAGGACCUGAUCAGGAGUUAAUGCAAGCAACCUCGUCCAGGGGAGCGGUUGCUGCAGGCAUGACUUCGUACACAAGUGAUGAAGAAGAGGAGCGCUCAGGCUUGGCCCGGUUGCGUUCGAACAAGCAGAAUAACCCCUAGCGCAAUUGCCUCCCCCCUCAAUCGGGGAGGCCAAUGCAGAGCUUAUUUCGCUUGUGAGAAACUCACUAAUUUCAAAACCUCGACGGUUUUUGCUGCAUUGUAUUGAAUGUUGCCUCCCAUACAGAUAAAUUCCCCACACCACCUUGGGUAUGUUUUGUAAAUUGCACGUUAUGCAAGUUCCUAAUUUGUAUUUACUAGUGAUUGUUGUUGAUUCUUUUGGAUUUUUAUUGCUUCUGCACAUCUUAAAUUAUUCUAUCACUCCACCCCCCAAAAACUAGGCCCUGAAUGAAUGAAAAUGGGAACAAUUGUUUUUGCCCUAAAAUUAAUCAAUGGAUAAUCACAAUAAUAGCUCUUUUGAGGAUCGAAUUUGAGGCAAAUCGGUAUUGUGCUUGCUAUAUUGUGAUCUGUAUUAUCAAGCAGACUGUAAUCAAGGAUAGUAGUAUAACACAGUAAAACAAUUACAUUAUUGAUGUGUAUUUAUUAAGAGCCAAAAAAAAUCUGAGACUGCUUGAAACGAAUAGCAUCUGAAACAUCAAGGCUUGUCUUAAAGCUGAAACGACUUAAUUGAAUUUGCAUCAAAAAUGCACAGGGCUUCAAUGUGAUAAUGAGUGGAAUGAUUUAGGGUUUCCAGAUGGCAUGGAAUCAUAAUCAAGUACUUCACAAAGAUCACUAACUAAGUAACCUAAAACUAAAACAAGCUGCACUCGGCCAAAAAAAUUAUUCGAUGUUCAAACUGUUUUCAUAUUAAAAUUUAAUCAUUCAAUGGAUUCAGCGCAAUUAAGUGCCAAAGAGAAAUUUUAAGGCAUAAUCAGGUGUAAUGGCAUUAAAUUAAAAGUAUUUAUAUUCAUAUUUUAUAAUUAUAUAUUAGUUGUGAACAGUAUGCUUCUCAGCAACAUUGUUCAGAAGUUAGUAACAAGUAACAAAAUGUUGAAACAUUCCUCUUUUCUGCCGAGAGAUAGAAUAAGUUUUUGAAAAAUUGAAAUUAAUUUUCAUGGUUUGUAAGGAAUACAAAAUUUUAUUAUUACUUGAAUCCUAAUCUGUUCAAUUGCAAACACCAAGUAAAAUUAUGACAAUUAUGUUAUUAAGAUCAAGAUCUAAGAAAGAUCUAAGAUAGAGAACAUAAAAAAGUGAUUAGCUGUGGUAUUGUUGCUGUGGCUAUUCAUACCAGCAGCAGCCAGCAACCAUAUUUAAAUGGAUUGUUACUACAUAGACAGAUCAAACUGUAUAAUUAUCAUGAUAUGAUGUAAGAGAUUCAUAUUGAAAAUGUUUUAGAUUGUCUUAACUUUACAAUGUUGGGAACUUCACUCAUUAUAAAAAUUAAUAAAUAUAAUACCUGAAACAAUGAUGAUUUU
This is a messenger RNA of Neocloeon triangulifer, 2307 nucleotides long. RefSeq names its product BTB/POZ domain-containing adapter for CUL3-mediated RhoA degradation protein 3. The transcript has 4 exons. Gene Ontology annotation, biological process: protein homooligomerization. Gene Ontology annotation, molecular function: protein binding. Bases 74 to 955 code for a protein of 293 amino acids. The record is from RefSeq and is a predicted model, not a curated record. NCBI's taxonomy places the organism in Eukaryota, Metazoa, Arthropoda, Insecta, Ephemeroptera, Baetidae.